AUGCGGAACGGGUCCCAGCAGUGGGACCCGGGCGUUGCGUUGGGUCUGCAGAGAGGCGACUGGUGUCAUGCCUUCCCGGCCUUCUCUCGGAUGCUGUGCGGUGAUGAUGUGUCCGCUAGGCCGACGACGGCGGUGGCGCCAGCGGCAGCGGCGAUAACACCGACGGUGGCCUCUUUGUUGAUGCCGUCCAUGGUGUGCUCCUCCAGUUCCUGUGACACCGUUAACGCGUCGAUGGUGGCAAGCAGUAGGGAGGAUGGUGGUGGUGGUGGAAUGGACGUUGCCGGGAAGGACGCCGGAGCCGUCUUCCAAGAGAAGAUACGAUUGCUGAGGAAAUCCAUGCAGGAGCAGCGGGCUGCCCGUGAGCAGCAGCGGCGGGAGUGGGAUAGACACGAGCAGUUAGAAACGACGCAGCCUUCGGCGUGGGCGUGUGGCGUGCCGCUGAAAGGCGACGGCAGCGUUGUUGGGCCGGGCUGUCAAGCCCGUAGGAACGAGAUGAGAGAUGCGGCUGCUCAGACGCAACCAGCACCACCCCUUUUUGCUCUGCCAAAUUCUUCUGCGGAGACAGGGCGCACUGCAAUGUCUGAGGGAGACGAUGAGGUUGCCAUGAGCAGAACAACGCCGUCGCGGGGAAAUGAGCGUCUAGAUGCGGGUAAGGACGAGACCGAUGCGAUGGAUUUGUCGACGUCACCGGUUGUCGUUGUCGUGGUGGACGAGUCGCCACACGCGGUGGAGCACCGCGACAGCGCCGUCACGACAGCGAAGGGUGCCGCUUUCUCAUCUCCCGUGGAUGCCCAAAGUCGUGCCGUGGCUGUUCCUCACGGGGAUGAUGGAGACGGGAGCGAGGCCGGGCGUGAUGAUGCUGUACACGGCACGAGAGCGGAGAAGAAACGAACAAUUGGACGAAUUCUUCAAGGUGUUGGUGCCACGAUUCAAGCAGUCGAAGUAUCACAGUCUUCGACGCCCCGCUCGACAAAACACCGCCAGCACCACACGCUUGUAUCACCGCUUGUAACAGCAGACGUUGCAAUGGGAAAAAAGUUCUCUGCAUCGCACGGUGUUGAUGGGCCGGUGGGAGGGGCGAGGAGGCGCCAGGCGAUAAGGAAGCAGGUUACUGCGAUUCACACCCUUCGUGCUCCCUCGGAGAGCAGCACGAGUCGGCUGAGCAUCCAACGUUGCACACAUGAAACAAGUUUGCAGUCGUUAUCCCCGCCUUCCGAUACUGAAACGAAGCAGCUGUCGGGAAACAGCGACGAGGGCGAGGAGGAGUGGGCGCCACGGAGGUCCACGCGGAGAAGUGCCGCUCUCGAAGACGAGCUUGAAAGACUGACAGAAGCGGGGACAGGCGGGACUCAUGCCCUUUUUCGUGGUACUCCCUCUGUGAGUUCUGAAAACACAAAUACGCGACCGGUGCGAGUGAAUCGUGGAAGGAGCGUAACGCGAGGCGCAGCUGCAGCAGAAGCGGCGUUGCUUACAGGCAGCCGGAUGAAUGACUGCACGGGUGCUUUUACGGCAUUGCGGAGUUGCUCUCCCAACCUCAUGCGGACGUUGGUGAAGGAGGAUGUGGAGCGUGUGACAUCCACAUCAGCGCAUUCCCGUUCAUCUUGCGGUGUAGGUGAGAUAAGUCAGCGCCGCACGACCGGCGAAGGCAGUGCAGCGGCACGUCAACGUCGGUGUCUGCUUCGUCAGAUCCGCCUAAUUGAUGCCGAGAUUCACCGGAUGGAGCAACUGCCAUGGUUUAAGUCGCUGCGCACAGCUUCUGCCUCAGCGAACACGCUUAGGAGGGAGAAGUCCAGACUGCUGGCGCUGCGAACGCGGUACAAAUGGGAGUUGGAGCGGGUGGCAGAACGGGGGGAAGUGCGACAAACCGGGCCACCACCGCCACCGCCACUACCAGCAAAGCCAUAUUCAUUACUUCCAUCGUCCAGGCGGCGUUCACAGGAGGAGUCUCCUGCGUUGCCUCGUCAUGGACCAUCCGUUUAUGAAUCCGUCUUGCAACAGCAAGGGCGGCAACGACAGCAACACGCGAGGAACCUGCUUCACACAAGUCAAAUGACUGUGAAACAGAUGACAUUGCGGCCCACUGCAGGUGGACCUAGUGCAGGCCGCAGAAAUACAUCGAUUAAGGGCAAUGACCUUCCACCAACGGCGGGUGCUUCAGUGAAUGCCAGGCCGCAUGCGAAUUGCGGCCUCUCAGGGGAGCAUCUCAGUCUUCCCCGGGGGUCCAUCACUACGAGGAAUAGCGAUAAGUUCCAUGUGGUGAAUAACCACCGCACAAAUAAUAGAGUUGGGUGCCGUAGGUCUCUUUCUAUUGAUGCAGAGAGAAUGGCGGCUCUGUAUGCUCGCAGUGCAUCAUCGUCGCAGUCAACGUGGCGCGAUGGAACACCAACACGGGAACCGAUGGGAAGCGUGUCACGGCGUAGCAAUUCCUACGUGGCGAGUAGUGGCGCUAGCGUUCAUGAGAAGAACAAGGAGGUCCCAUUGUACUGGAGGCUGACACAAGUUAGACGAGAUUUGGAUGCCCACAACAGCAGCAACGUACGCGAUAUGAGCGGGUUUCGAUCAAGUUGUGGGUCCGCUUCGCCGUCACCCGUUCGUAUAAUGAGGCCGCUUCAGGUGCAUAGUCGCGGCCGCGACUUCUGGCGAGUGGGAUGA
Messenger RNA from Trypanosoma rangeli, 2652 nucleotides. RefSeq lists its product as uncharacterized. NCBI's taxonomy places the organism in Eukaryota, Euglenozoa, Kinetoplastea, Trypanosomatida, Trypanosomatidae. The transcript has a single exon. The record is from RefSeq and is a predicted model, not a curated record. The coding region runs from base 1 to 2652 and encodes 883 amino acids.